Molecule: messenger RNA, 3173 nt
Organism: Hordeum vulgare subsp. vulgare (domesticated barley)
Lineage: Eukaryota; Viridiplantae; Streptophyta; Magnoliopsida; Poales; Poaceae
Exons: 10
Coding region: 268-2739 (823 amino acids)
Source: RefSeq, a predicted model, not a curated record
AGUCAGAUCUGCCUGCCCCGCUCGACGCCGAGGGACCACCCACGACUCCACCAGCAGGACGCAGCUCUUCCUCUUCCUCUUCCUCUUCGUCCCCUCCCACCACCUCCCGAGAUCCCCGCCCACCGACCCGCGCCGACGCGCGGGGGCCCGGCGGGCUCGGAGCGCCCGAGGCGGCCCUCGCUCUGCCGUGCGGAGUCGAGCCAGGACGCCCGCCAGGGCCAUUCCGCGCCUCCCCCCCCCUGCUCGCGCGGCUGACGGCGAGCGGCCAUGAAUUUCCUCUACCGAGCCGCGCAGCCCGAGCUGCCGCGGAUCCCCGAGCAGCCCAAGACCCUGGAGGGCCUCAUCGCCGACGACCCGUUCCGCGUCUCCGCGUCCGCCGAGGAGGACGGAACUGCCAGCAACGGAGCCGGAGAGAUCGGCGGGGACGCUGCUGCUUCCCCGCCGGCUGCCACCUCCCCAGAUUCCAAAAGUUCGGCUCCGCCCGGAAAGCACAGCGAUGUUUCCCAGGACGAAGGGUGGAUCGCAAUUCCCAACAAGGAGCUUCCUGAGGAUUGGAGUGAGGUUUCAGACAUGCUGCAGCUGCGGCCUUUGGAUCGCCCCUUCCUUUUUCCCGGCGAGCAGGUUCAUAUACUGGCGUGCCUAUCAGCCUCUAAGCAAGAUAUGACCUCCAUAUCUCCGUUUAGAAUUGCUGCCGUGAUGUCUAAGAACGGAAAUUCGCCGCUGCACCCCACAAAUAAAUCUAGCCCUGUCAGUGAGAAUGGGGAUACAAAUGGAACAGCCGGAGAAAAUAGUUCUCUUGGUGUUGAGGACAACAUGGAGAGUGUUGAACUUGACGAGAAAGCAUCUCCUUCAGAGCAAGAUAUCGUGGAGACUGAAUCUCUCCUUCGGAUGGAAGAUCGCAAACAGCAAAUAGAAACCGUGCUGCAACAAUUCAAAAGAUCCAACUUUUUUGUCCGAAUUGCGGAGUCAGAUGAACCUCUCUGGUCCAAGAAAAGAGUAGCUGCAACUAAGUCGGCAGAUGAACAAUCAUAUUCAGAUAGCCAGGGAAAUAAUAGAGUUUCAAGGAGUACUGCUUACAAUACCAUCUCUGAUAAAGGGGUUUUUGAUGGUAGCACAUCUGGAGGAGUCGCUCGUGACACUGUAAGGUGCUAUGCUCUGCAAAAUGGAGACAUCGUGGUUGUUUUGCAAGUCAAUGUUGGUGUUAGCAAUAUGGUCGAUCCAGUGCUUGAAGUUCUUCAAUUUGAGAAGUGUACAUCAAGCAAUUAUAUGCGUGAGAAUCUUGUAAACGGACUUCCUAAUGGUUAUGAGGAUCCUUGUCAGGAGCUACUUAGCUGGUUGCUCCCAUUAGAUCGCACAUUACCUCCUCCUCGUUCUUUAUCACCUCCUACUCUCACUCCCAGUAUAUCACACAAGCAAUCUUAUUCUGCUUCCGGGUCUCAAAUAUUUUCAUUAAGUCAUUUCAGAAGCUAUUCAAUGCCUUCAUCCUCCUUUCCCCAGCUUCCCAACAUAAGAUCACCUCCAAUAUCUGAAAAUCAAGAAUUUGUUCCUGAAAAGCCUGCAAAAACACCUGAUGUUAUAAAUGAUGGGCAACUUUCCUUUAGAGGAGUUCCUUUGGAGCCUGAACGGUAUUCUGUACGCUGUGGUCUAGAAGGUGUAUAUCUACCAGGGAAAAGAUGGUCAAGAAAAGUUGAAAUAAUUCAACCAAUUGAAGUUCAUUCUUUUUCUGCCAAAUGUACUGCAGAAAAUCUUCUUUGUGUCUUAAUAAAGAACAUUGCUCCACAGCAUGUGCAAGACAUAGUUGUAUUCAUAGAUGCAAUUACUGUUGUGUUUGAGGAGGCAUCCAAAGGAGGUUCUCCUUUAUCUCUACCAAUUGCCAGUAUUGAGGUCGGACAUGGUCACAGUUUACCAAAUCUGUCACUCAGGCGGGGUGAGGAGCACUCAUUCAUUUUGAAGCCAGCAAUUAUGUCCUCCAGGGACCGGAGGAUCAACACUGAUGUACCUCUGACUUUGUCACUCCCAAAGAUGAGUGGAGCUGCCACAAAUACUUCCACGCCUAGGGUCAGCGAGCUUAGCGGUGGUCUUACUGAUCAGUAUGCUGUACUUAUAUCAUAUCGCUGCAAUUAUACAGAAUCAAAACUUUUCUUCAAGCAAGCCACAAGCUGGCAACCCUGUGCAGCUAGUGAUCUUAUGAUCUCUGUGUCUUCUGAACUCUCAUUACGAAAUCCUAGCCCGAGUGCUCGAGUUCCUCAACUCCCCGUGCAGGUCUUAACCCUUGAAGCUACUAAUAUGACUUCAGAAAACCUCACAUUAACUGUUCUUGCUCCAGAAGCAUCUGGCUCUUCUUCAGUUGUAUCAUUGAACUCAGCUCCAACCACACCAGAUGGUUCUUAUGAUAAUCUUAAUGAGCAUAUGAGAAGAUCUGGCUUGGGAAAACAUGGAACUGGUUUUCGGAGACUGAAUUCAGUCGUUGCUGGAUCUCCAAAAGAAAGUGACAAUGGAGGAAAUAGAAUGAGCACUUCAGCGGGCUGUACUCAUUUGUGGUUGCAGAGUGCAGUUCCCCUAGGGUGUGUGCCUGCACGGUCAAGCACCACUGUCAAGCUCGAGCUUCUCCCAUUAACAGAUGGGAUCAUUACACUAGAUACAUUGCAAAUAACAAUAAAGGAGAAAGGUCUUACGUACAUACCAGAGCACUCCUUGGAGAUACACGCAUCGUCUGCCAUCUCAGCAGGAAGGUCAUAGUAGGAAUUAGCAGAGUAUUAAUUACUCUUAUGUCUUCUGUGGUUGAACCUCUGCGUGGAGUGCGAGUCCAAGUGUGCAACUGCUAAUUUGAAUUGGAUGUUGGACAUGGCAGCUCAUAUGGCAGGAUCCAGGAGCGGAGGCAGCCAGAUACCUGUAAUGCUGUUUCUGCCGCGAUGAUCUCCGCAUCAACUGGAUAAACUGAGACCAAUGCUUUGUGUUAUCCAGAUUCUCAUAUAUGCAUUUAUACGCGGAGCGCUGAGCGAUUGGGUAGGCUUGUCGAAAAACCUGUAAUGUUGUGUUGCAUAGUUUUGAUAUCAUUUUUGUGGUUUUCCAUUCUUUUGGGUUACAUGUAAAACCUGGCACUUGGCCUUGUGUUAGUUGGCGGGAGUAUGUAUCAUGUGAUGUACUAUCGAAAAAAAUGAGAAAUUUUCGCA